AUGACAGAUGGGAGAUCAUUCACCCCGGGACUUCCUGGCAAUGUUCCUAGAUUAUUUCUGGACAUCUCGAAAUCGGCGGCGCAGCUUAUUCAGUAUUCGCGGAGUUCACAGAUUCCUUUAACAGAUGAGUGCCCCUCAAUUCAUGUGUUUUGUGCGAAGCUUGAGUAUCUUCUUCUCUUUGGACUCAAACCUGUCGGCGGCAUAUUCAACAAGAAGCCUGCUGUUGAAUACUUUAGUUUCCUCCGACAAGUGACCAAGCAGAGCAAGCAGCUCAUAGAUGGCUUACGAUAUAUUAACCUCAAAAAGUCAUUGCAAACGGACCUCGGCAGGGGACGGGGCCUGUUGCGUUACUACCUCAGCCAAAAUUGUCUUGCAGACCUCCUUCAAACAAUUAUAACGGAUAAAAAAUCGAUCGACGACUUCUUUACCACUGGUGCCUUAAUUCGCCACCCUGGCCUCGUCCAGGUUGUGGAAUGCAUUUAUGCAUUGUACAAUAUUCAAUUUGCAUUUAUUCCCGUUAACCAGAACUGCGACCUCGAUAUCAACUGGCCUAACACGGCAGCGAAGCUUCUUGUCUACGGACCAUCCAGUUCUUCGCCGCCUAUCGAUUCCGUGGUCACCCCGCCGAUAAACUCUUCUGACGAAAAAGUGAAGAAGUGGCUUUCUAGUGGCAUAGGCACGGAAAGCGAAAAGAGUACAGCGAACGGGCGUUCCUUCCGUCACAACGAGAGUCACGACGAAGACGAGACGCUCAACGAUGAUCAAAGAACUCAGGAGUACGAAGAAAAACAAGAAGUCAUGGCGCGUGUUAUAAGCGAGCUAGAGAAUCGAAACGCUGACUUGGAAGAGCAACUCAACAUUUCCAAGUCAGAGAAUCGCAUCAAAAAGCACAAAAGGACUCGUAGAGUAGCGGAACUAAACGACUCGAAUGUUGGAAGCUUGAACUUGAGCCGCAGCUUCCGCCGGAAUCUGCGUUCUUGUUCAACUCCCUACUCCAAUCGCUCUCUUGUGUUCCCGGAACCUGCUCAUCAGCCAAAAUCUUUUGCUGAUGAGCUUCUUGAGCUCGAAGCGCUUGAGGAAAACGUUCACCCAACGAUAGCCGUGCCUUUAUCGCCUAACAACAAGCGAGGCGAAAUCCUCUUCCGAAGUGCGAUCGGCUUGGAAUUCGAAACUAUGUCUAAUUUGUCUGAGGGGUCAGACAAGAAUAGCUCCUCGCGGGUACCUUCAUCGAAGACGUCGCCAGAUAAAGUUUCACUACACUCCGGAAUCGAACCACUUUCCUCAACUACUCAGCACUCCUUCGGCGACCCAAUUAUUUCUGACACUGUAAACAAAAGCCUCGUCGACAGUUACAAAAGUCAACUUGAACGUAGCGAAGAACAAAAAAUAGAAAUGAAAAUAGAGUUCGAAGCUAAGAUCAGGGUGGCUAUUUUGGAUUUGGGGAUUCGCAUUAUCAGCGAAGAAAAAUGUCGCACAGAAGAAGAGUGCUGCCGUUUAAGAGAUGAGAAUGAUGUCUACCGCAAUCGUGUAAAAGAAUUAUCUGAGUUCCACACGCAGCACUCGCCUUCAACUGGCGAAGCGCUCAUUCGAGAGGUGGAACUUUUGGCUGGUCGUGUAGAAACUCUGAAGGGCGAAUUGACUACCGAGAAGUCUAAAAAUGCAGAGCUGGAACUCUCUAUUUCCUAUUUAGCCUCAGAAAAGACAACCAUAGCGACGCAAACUAUUGAAAAAGGUGUAAAUAUUGAUGAAAUGGAAAAGUCGCUUCAAAAGUACAACACUGAGACCUCAGAACUAAGCGAGCGUAUCGCAACCAUCGACGACGAAUACGGCAGGAAGCUUCGCGAAAAGGACCUCGAGAAAGAACAACUUGAGGCGCGCAUCUCAGAGCUAGAAGAAAAAGUGACCUGUCUCGACCUCGAUCUAAAUAUGAAAACUCGACAAUGCAAGGAAGUCCAAGAAGACCUCGCAAAGCACCUUGCAGAAAGUCAAAACCGACCCAGCAUAGAUGAGCUCUCAACAAUUCAAAUAAAAACGGCGCGCAUGUCGCCAGAGUUACCCAAAUCUGCUUGA
Messenger RNA from Oikopleura dioica, 2070 nucleotides. The record is from the annotation of a GenBank genome assembly. Lineage: Eukaryota; Metazoa; Chordata; Appendicularia; Copelata; Oikopleuridae.